AUGGCUGAUUCUGCCACUCAUAAAAAUCCCGAUAAUCCUAACUAUUCACAAGAAAAGACCUUCAGAAACUACACCACUUCGGAUGCCGCUAAAUAUGCUGCCUAUCGUCCAUCCUAUCCACCUAAGCUCAUCGAGCUCGUUCUAUCUAUACACAAUACAACCGGUGGCCAUACCUCUCAUGUCCUCGAUAUAGGUUGUGGCCCAGGGAUAGCAACGCGACAGAUAGCUGAGCACUUCCAAUAUGUCACAGGCAUAGACGCUGGGGCCAGUAUGAUCACCAAAGCUCAGGAGACCCCAUGUUCUAGUGCAACAGGUGAACAGGCGACCUUUCUUGUCAGUAAUUCCGAAGACAUUGACAAGCACUUCGAGCCUGCAAGUAUCGACCUCAUUACAGUUGCUACUGCAGCGCACUGGUUCGACCUACCUAGGUUCUACGCUGCGGCGAGCAAAGUGCUAAGACCUGGAGGCAGUAUUGCGCUCUGGUGUGGCGGGAACUGGUUCGUGGAUCCGAGAACGACACCAAAUGCGGAGCAGGUACAGGCCGUCUGGAGAGAUUUAGAGGAGGAGAUUCUUUCACCGUUCGAUAUGCCUGGGAACAAGCACUGUCGGGAACUCUAUGCCAACCUUGACAUGCCAUGGACCGUCGAUGCCCAGACGCCUGAGUUGAAAGACGAAUUAAGUGUGUACGACCGUGAUGCCUCUGUACGAAGGGAGUUCAAUGCGGACGGACAACCGGACCCAGACCCUAUCUUUGUCGAGAGCAAUGGCUUCAUGAUGUAUAGACGUGGGCCGGUGGACGCUCUGAGCAAAGCUUUAAGCACGUCAAGUUCUGUCACGAGGUGGCGGGAGGCACACAAGCAGCAACUUGCAAGAGGAGAAAUUGAGGAUUGUAUCGCCAAAAUGUUACGUCUGACUAUGGAGACUAUGGGGAAGACUACUCAAGACUUUGAGCAACAAUAUCUUGACUGUGGUGUUUCUAUGAUAUCGCUAUGGAAGAUCAUCAUGCAUUGA
Lithohypha guttulata is the source of this 1011-nucleotide messenger RNA. RefSeq lists its product as uncharacterized. The transcript is spliced from 2 exons. The record is from RefSeq and is a predicted model, not a curated record. NCBI's taxonomy places the organism in Eukaryota, Fungi, Ascomycota, Eurotiomycetes, Chaetothyriales, Trichomeriaceae. Bases 1 to 1011 code for a protein of 336 amino acids.